UACUCCUAGUCAAGCUAGCCCAUCGAGGUUUGACGCUCGACAUGUUUCGAUACCCUUACACCCAUUUAUUUUGGCAAUCAAAACACUCUAUCGUCAUCGCAGGACCUCACAUACAAGUCCUUGACACUAACACGGGUGAUGUCCUACAUUCAACCGCGAGAUGUGAGGAAGAUCAAAUUGCAUCAAGUCCAAUCCGUUGUGCCGCGUUGAGUGAUUGUGGAAAGUACCUCGCAACUUCAGGAGAUGACAAGAAGCUCAACACUUGGCAAGUUGAUGAUCUAAAACACCUUAGUUCAAGAGUGCUGCCGAAGAAGCCAACAUAUAUCAAUUUUGCGGAUAACAAAGACAUACUUGUAGCAGACAAGUUCGGUGACAUAUUCCGUUAUCAGCUGCACCCAAACUCAAACGAAUCAUCCACUGGGUACGCGCGUGACGCUUUGUCAUCUCAUGAAAACCCCUCUGGCGGGGAACUCAUCCUUGGUCACGCUUCCCUCCUGACUACAUUUUUGCUGACCGCAGACGGGCGAUACAUCGUGACUGCUGAUAGGGAUGAACAUAUCAGAGUCAGCUGGUUCCCACAGGGAUACACGAUCGAGAGCUACUGCCUCGGUCAUCAAAAAUACGUGUCUGCACUUCAUAUUCCUUCGUUUUCUCCAGGGACACUUAUCUCUGGUGGCGGAGAUUCCGUCUUAAAACUAUGGGAUUGGAUGAGCGGGAAACUACUACGUAACAUCGACGUCCUUUCCGCCGUUCAACCCUUCAUCGCGGUAAAGGCGCCAAAAAAGAGAAGGGAGUGGAAGAAUGAAGACGAAGAUAUAGAGCCAAUUGAAGGGGAAAAAGGACGAAGAAAAAAUAAAGGAAAACGCAAAGAAAAACGAAGUGUUGACGGCGGGGACGCGGAAGAAAGCCAAGAUCCUACAAUGUCUGAGAGACAACCCGGAGAAGUGUCGACAGAGGAAAGUGAGGUCGUGUUUGUGGUGCAUAGGAUUGCAUCAAUUCCCUCGUUAGUGCCAAGAAUCGUGUUCAGUGCAGUCGGAGCUACUGCUAUCUUCUGGUUUUCAAUGGACAGCAACUCCGAAACUUGCAUACGGCAUGAGCCAUUUUAUAAACCUAUCAUUGACUUCACCUUGGAAGACGAUGGCUCUAUCUGGGUUUUACUUGAUGCUGAUCGAUCUUCACAAGGAGGCUGGAGUAGUAAGGGCGAAGGUGAUGAGUCAAAUUUAGUCGAAGUACGACGCUGCAUACUAGACAAUUUCACAACCAGCCAUCCUCCGCCAUUGGCCUUGGCACUUAACUCUUGCACACUUCCCGCUACUCAGACUGAUCUCAAAGUUCUGGACCUAUACUCGGAUCUCUUGGUGUUUCCCAAGCAUCUCGAAGCUGUGGCUGAAGACAGGAUCCAGGAUUUGUCUGAAAUAGGUGUUGAUGAUACGGUAACCGCAGAUGAUGGGUCAAAUGAUGGGGGCAUUACCAAGAGAGAAUUAGGGAGGUUAAAGCAUAAGCAAGCCCUGUGGCGUUUGCGGGAGGCGUGGAUGGGACAUAAACCUCAACUUCGUGCAAGAUGGUCCUACGAGUUCGUGUCCCAACCAUACAACCAAUCCGUUCACUUCCAGACGUUUGCCCAGAUGUUUGCACAUUAA
This is a messenger RNA of Suillus bovinus, 1640 nucleotides long. Its product is annotated as WD40-repeat-containing domain protein. Bases 42 to 1640 code for a protein of 532 amino acids. The record is from RefSeq and is a predicted model, not a curated record. Lineage: Eukaryota; Fungi; Basidiomycota; Agaricomycetes; Boletales; Suillaceae. Gene Ontology annotation, molecular function: tRNA (guanine(46)-N7)-methyltransferase activity; protein binding. The transcript is spliced from 9 exons. Gene Ontology annotation, biological process: RNA (guanine-N7)-methylation. Gene Ontology annotation, cellular component: cytosol; tRNA methyltransferase complex; nucleus.